CGUAGUCCGUUCCGAGCUCGGCAAACAGGCCAUGACUGAAGAACGCCACAAAUCCCCAAUCCGUCUUCUAUAUUUGCGAUGCAACUGUGUCUGUCCAUUUCUAGACCAUGCAUAGGCUUGUAUUCACGCCCCAAUCAAUACUGGUCCGAAGAAACAUAUUGUCAUCAAUUAUCUCAGAUUGCAUUCGGCAAGGUCUAGACCACGGCGAUAAUAUGGAUUAUAGCCCACUAUAGAGCCUCCAGGGGUCCCAGGGUUCAGGUUGCAGCGUUGAUCGAAUGAAACAACGUGGGUAAGCGGGUGUAAAGUAAGCUGUUGGAUGUUGGUUUGACCUACUUAAGCAGGUCGCCGAAGAUUGCCUGUACGAAUUAUCAAAAUUAUCCCAAAACAAUAUUGUGACCCUGAGGACCACGACUAUAUCUCCUCAUAUAUACGCUGUUAUAUAGGUGAUGGUUUAGAAUGACUUGGUGAAUUUAACCGCAUCUGCCUCAACCUCGCUCGUCUCCGGUCCAGCAGCAAAUUCGCUGCUGCGUUUGCCGCAAACGCAUACCAACGGGCUCCAGCGAUGGAUCAGCAGAAGGCCGAACCCACGCCCUUCACCUCCAAGACCAACUCACAGACAAACGGGAACGGCACCAGCCCGCGCUCAGGUCGAGCCCGCCUAAUCCCUGGCAGUAUCGCCUUCCUCGUCUUCCUUGGCAUCGCAGCCCUGUACAUGUCAGCAACCCACCUACUCAACAGGGACUCGGUCUCGGUCUCAAUGUCCUCUCGCCAUGCCAACGACACACCCCUUUUCCCCAUCACCGUAUCACUGAGUCCGCUCGCGGCUCCCCAGGAUACCUCAACAGAUGCCAUGCCAUCCUUUAGUGUCAACGUCACGUUGACCAACACUGGCGAUGUUACUCUUGUCAUCCUAAAAUGGCACACGCCGUUCGCGCAUGGCGCACCGGCGAUGGGGAUCUUCAAGGUUACGGACCUGUGGUGGGGCACCGCGGUGCCGGAUAUGGGGCUUAUGGUUGACUAUUUGUUUCCGGAGGGUGGUAUUUUUGUGCACAAACAGGGGAAUAAGACGAGUGAUAACUUGCUGCUAAUUAGGCCAGGAGAGGGCCUGAGUGAGGAGGUGAAGAUUGGACGUUCGGCAAUGUCGAUUAAGAGGGGGAAGAAGUAUAGCGUUAAGGCGAAGGGGCGUUGGAUGGCUGUUUGGCUGGGUGAAGAUGAUAAUGGUAGGUAUUCGAUGAGAGACUCGAUUAAUAAUGGUCAGUUUGAGAGCGAGGCGGUUGAAGUGCAGACGUAGGGAAUGGGUGGAGACAAUAUUUGUUACCUCGCCAUGUUUGGAGCAGCUGGAUAUUCACUAGUAGUGCUCGCAUAUCCUUCCAUCCUGGACA
Pseudogymnoascus verrucosus is the source of this 1382-nucleotide messenger RNA. RefSeq lists its product as uncharacterized. NCBI's taxonomy places the organism in Eukaryota, Fungi, Ascomycota, Leotiomycetes, Thelebolales, Thelebolaceae. The transcript has a single exon. Bases 563 to 1291 code for a protein of 242 amino acids. The record is from RefSeq and is a predicted model, not a curated record.